GAAACAUUAUCUAAUAAUCGUAAUCAUUAUAAAUGCUUUAAACAACCAGAUAAGAAACAGAAAAUAUCUAUAUAAUGAGGUGACUACUAAAAGUUUUAUAAUAAGAAUUGAACAUUAUUGAAAUAUGGACAUUCAAAUCAAAGGAGAUCUCGAUGGCAUCAGUGACCAGCAAUUGGAUUUCAUAAGGAGAAAAAUAAAAGAAAAUAACAUAAAAGGGAAAGAUGCGACCGUAUCCGUGAUUGGGCAAGCCGGUGACAAUUUUGGCGCUGCCGUGAGAGUUAUCUCCAUUAAGAACGAAAAAGAAGAUUUUAAAAUUAUAGUGAAGGUUACAUCAAAUGUUACGAGACUAUUAAAUGAAACUAAUAUAUUGGCUGUGAUAACGUUUACAAAUGAAAUCACGAUGUAUAAGGAAGUUCUGCCGAUGAUGACUCAAUUACAGAAGAAUGUUGGAAUAGAACCGAGUGAUAUGUUUCCCGUUCCUAUCUGCUAUGGUGCAAGCAACGAAACACCACACGAAAUUAUAUUAUUGGAAGAUUUAAGGAAAGAAAAAUAUGUGAUGUUAGAUAAGUUUAAGCCCCUGCCGAAUGAUACCAUUAAAUUGAUAUUGCGAACCGUUGCACAGUACCAUUCCUUGUGUUUUGUUUUAAAAGAAAAAUGCCCCGAAGAAUAUACUGGAUUUUGUAAUAAGCUUAUGAAUAUGAACGCAGUUGAAACAUUAUUGCAAUAUACUCAAACUUUCAAAACUAUCGGACAGCAGAUAAGUCAAAUGUUUGAAGACAAGUUAACAGCGAAUAUAAUAGUAAAGACAAUAAAUGAACAAAUAGAUAAAAAAUUUAGGAUGGAGAAAUCCGAAAAAGGUUCCAAAUAUUUGAUUAUUGUUCAUGGAGAUUGUUGGACGAACAAUUUCUUAUUCAAGUUAGAGGGCGACAAGCCAACGAAGUGCAUUAUGAUCGACUACCAACUAGUGAAAGAAGCACCACCAGUCAUCGAUAUAUUUUAUGUAAUUUUUAACUGCACCGACUAUGAAACAAGGGCCAAGCAUUACUACGAGUGGAUAGAUUAUUAUCAUUCACAAUUAGAGAUAAAUUUAGAUGUACACGGUUUAAAGAUAAAAACCACAUACCCUAAAGAUAAACUCGAAAGUGACCUUUGUAGAUACGCAAAAAAUAUGCUCGGAACGGCGAUAAUCUCUAAUAGUCUCAUGAUAAGAAAUAAUGAAGAAAUAGCCAAAAUAAAGGAAACUAUGUCAGAAGCAGAGAAUAUAGGACAUUUUGCGGAAAGUUUUAAUAAUAUGUCCGGCUUACACGUGGAAACGGUAUUGCUAAUAAAACAACGUAUCGUGGAUACAAUAAAAAGCUGCAUCGAUUUUGGGUAUUUAAAUCCAAAUAAAUAUAUUUAAAAUAAAAUUAAUGUAACUAGCAUAAUA
This is a messenger RNA of Aricia agestis (brown argus), 1426 nucleotides long. RefSeq lists its product as uncharacterized. Bases 125 to 1399 code for a protein of 424 amino acids. The record is from RefSeq and is a predicted model, not a curated record. NCBI's taxonomy places the organism in Eukaryota, Metazoa, Arthropoda, Insecta, Lepidoptera, Lycaenidae. The transcript has 2 exons.